AUGGACCACAAACGAACUAAGUCAACAAAAUCAACAUCAUCGACUACUCACCGCACUAGAGAGUCGCAGGUUUGCUCUCUAUUAUCGACUAGUGAAACCCUGGUAGACUCACGGGUAGAAUCAAAGGAUGUAACAAAUUAUACAGAUGAUAAUAAUGAACCCCCUCAACUGAAUACGAUUGAUGACCAGCCGGUCUAUUUACGCAAAAAAUCAAUAUACAAACCAGUACAGCAUGCCCCGCUGACAGCAACAAGAACCUCAAUAUUUCACAUAUUUAGAUUUGCAGCUCUAUUUGAUUAUUUACUCAUGACAUUUGCUAUCUUCUGUAGUCUAUCUAAUGGCCUCAUCCUCCCCUUAAUGACAUAUUUGCUUGGUAAUUUAUUUAACGUAUUUACAGAUCGACAAACCGGAAUAAUAACAGACACUGUUUUCAGGAAAAAAGUAGACACUCUAUUAUACUAUUUCAUAGCAUUAGCUAUAGGAACAUUUAUGCUGUCAUAUGGAAUGAUUUUUAUAUGGAGUUGGACUGCUGAGAGACAGACAAAGAGAAUGCGAGCUACCUACUUCAAAUCAUUGCUCAGAAUGGAGAUAUCACACUACGAGAGAGAAGACGUAACAUCAGGUGGACUACUCGUCUCGCUCAACAAAGACGCUGAUGACGUUCAUGUAACUAUAUCUGAGAAUAUGGGUUUUUUCCUACAGGAUGUAGCUACCGCAAUAGGAUGUAUUGUACUUGCAUUCUCGAAGCAUGCUAUACUCACUCUCGUAGUAUUAUCGGGAAUACCGGUGAUGGUGGUUGUCCUCGCAUUAACUGAUAAAGCAGCAUCCCCAGCCAUAGUCGAGGAGAGAAACAUAUUCCUCAAAGCAGGUAGUAUAUUAGAGAAUGCGCUCUCGGCAAUAAAGACUGUGCGUGCUUUCAAUGGAGAAUCAAAGGAAGAAAUGAAGCACAAUCAAUGUCUAAAGGAAGCCAAUUCGGUCUCUAAACAGUUGGCUCGUAUAUACGGAACACGCACUGGUCUUUCACAGUUUUUGUUAUUAUCGUUAUUUGUGCAGGGAUUCUGGUACGGGUCUAUCCUGGUCGCCGAUCAGAAGCUAUCCCCUGGUGGCGUAUUGAGUGUGUUCUAUGCAUGUUUACAAGCAGCAAGUGCCAUGAGAGAACUAAUACCGCGGUUAGGCGUAUUUGCUAAAGCAAAGAAUGCUGUCAGAGCUAUUAAUACACUGCUUGAAAAAGUAGCUCUAUUGGAUCUGGAAGCGCUGAGGGGGUUCAAAUUAUCUCGUUGUGAUGGCAAUAUCGAGUUUGCACAAGUCAGUUUCGCAUAUCCAAGUCGUCCGGAUACGCUUGUAUUGCGAAAUAUAGACUUGCACAUACCGGCUGGUAGAACAACAGUACUGGUUGGGCAGAGUGGAUCUGGCAAGUCUACAAUAACUCAACUGAUUCAACGUUUGUAUGAUCCUCAGGAAGGACUUAUUACCAUAGAUAGUAGGGAUAUCAGAAUACUAAAUUUAUCAUGGCUUAGGCAGCAAAUAGGUGUGGUCAAUCAGGAGCCUGUUCUUUUCGAUGAUACAAUCUUCAUGAACGUGGCAUACGGGAAGAGUGAUUAUUGGAACGUAACUAUGGACGAUGUGGUAGCCGCUUGUAAAUUAGCUUGUAUACAUGACAUGAUAAAGGAGCUACCAAAUGGUUAUGAUACUCAACUCGGAGAUAGAGGUCAAACUCUCUCCGGUGGGCAAAAACAGCGAUUGGCUAUAGCACGUGCAUUAAUUAAAAACCCACAGAUACUCAUUCUCGAUGAGGCGUCAAGCGCCCUAGACACAACUUCCGACAAAUUGGUACAGAAAGCUCUGGAAAACUCACGCAAAGGACGUACUACCAUUGUUGUUACUCAUAAACUCAGUCAAAUUCAUCCACAUAAUCUUGUAUACGUACUUGAUCAAGGUGAAAUAGUAGAAAGUGGCACUCCAGCUGAACUACUACUCAAUAAGGAUAGCCAUUACACUCGACUAUCAAAGGAACUAACGAACGGCAAAGUUAAAAGACGAACAGCUGAGUUACAAAAGAUAGAUCUGAGGCUUCGACGAGUUUCCAGUAUUCGUCGCGGUAACGACACUUUGACAGACGGAACGGGAUUGUCUCCAAAAUCUCUAAGACUUCAUCUAUACGAAGACUAUUUCGACCAGAAUGCCAUUGAUGUACUCGAAAAAAGCGCAUCUAAUGCGGUGUCAAGGCGUAAUAAUCGUGCGUCUUACUUUGGUGUUCUCAGUUAUUAUGAUGAAGAUGGUAUAAAUCUGAACGAAAUAAUAAUAUCUAACGAAGCCAAUGCUAAUAAGCCAGAGUACCCGACAAUGUCGCUUCCCACUUUAAUACGUAGCACAUUUCAGAAUAGGCGUUUAUGGACAUGUGGUCUAUUAGCAUCGAUUGCCAACGGGUCUGUCAUGCCAGCAUUCUCAUUUGUACUAUCUAAACUACUAGCAUCUUAUUCUCUGCCUGACAAACAAGAAAUAGAAUCACGUGCUCGCAUGUUCUCGCUCUUAAUAUUAUCCCUAGCUAUUACAAAUGGUAUAUCAGCAUUCUUAAAGUACUAUAUUUUGGAGCGAACGUCCGAGAAAUGGUCAGUACGGCUACGAUCACUUGGAUUCGCCAGAGUACUUCAACAGCCUCAAUCAUGGUUCGACAAACCUGAGAAUUCGACUGCAAAGGUAGCGACGAAACUCAUUGUUGAUACCGAGUCAACCAAAACAAUCGUCGGGCAUUUCUCUGGAAACAUGAUAUAUAUAUUAGUAUCAUUAUUCGGGGGUAUGAUCUGGGCGUUUGUGAAAGGAUGGCAAUUGGCAUUGGUUGGGUUUAGUUUUGUUCCUGCUAUAAUGAUUACGACCCAGUUACAAGGGUAUAUAUUGGAGAAAUACGAAAAGAAAAGAAAGUCAUCUGAUGAAGACGCAGCCAACGCAUUUUACCAGGCCAUUGCAAGUAUUAGGACGGUGUUUUCACUUUGUAUCGAGAGUGCAAUGUUAAAAAAAUAUGAUGAAGCAUUACAAAAACCUUACAGAGUGGGUGUUCGUAAAGCGGCAGUUAACGGAUUUUUCUAUGCAACAAUGGAAGGUCUACAAUAUGUUACCAAAGGUGUUACGUUCUGGUAUGGAGCCAUCCUCAUCAUUCGAGGUGACUACGAUCUAGAGAGAAUGCUCAUCGUAUGGACACUCGUUAUCUUCUGUACCAAUGCCGCUAGUCAAAUGCUCCAAACAAUCCCUUAUCUUACAAAAAGCAAAACAGCAGCUCGUUCGAUCGCUCAAAUACUCAGCCUCCCAUUGACAUCAACUUCAGGUUCGCGUUUAAACAGAGUCCAAGGUGAAAUAACAUUUAAACACGUAUUCUUCUCAUACCCAGGUCGCCAAGACGCAUUGGUUCUUAAAGACAUGAGCUUCAGCAUGCAACCAGGGCAAACCGUUGCAUUAGUAGGCAAAAGUGGUCACGGCAAGUCAACUGUUGCUUCCUUACUCCAACGGUUUUAUGAACCGAACGGAGGAUCUAUACUUCUUGACUAUGUAAAUGUGGACGAACUGGACUUGCAUUGGCUUCGUGAACAGAUUGGUAUUGUUAGUCAAGAACCAGUUUUGUUUGAUGCUACUAUUGCCGAAAAUAUCGCUUAUGGUAAAGAUGAUGCUACGAAGGAUGAGAUCGAGACAGCAGCAAUGCAGGUUAAUAUGCAUGAGUUUAUUUGCUCGUUAACGAAUGGGUAUGAUACAAGAUUAGGAUCCGGUGGAUCGCAGCUAUCUGGUGGACAGAAACAGCGGUUAGCUAUUGCGAGAGUACUUUUGCGUAAUCCAAGGAUUCUCAUUCUCGAUGAAGCUACAAGUGCGUUGGAUGCUACGAACCGAGCACUUAUUCAGGAUACUUUGACUCAUGUGCAGAAGGGACGCACUACUUUGAUCAUAACUCACCAUUUGAACACUGUCGAGAAUGCUGAUAAAAUAUUGGUAGUAGAAAAUGGCCGAAUAGCUGAAUGA
This is a messenger RNA of Paraglomus brasilianum, 4002 nucleotides long. NCBI's taxonomy places the organism in Eukaryota, Fungi, Glomeromycota, Glomeromycetes, Paraglomerales, Paraglomeraceae. The record is from the annotation of a GenBank genome assembly.